CGUGACUGAUCAGCUGGUGCAUAAUCUCAGCUGCACCCCGGUAAGAUAUCGAGGCUUUAUGACGAUUGCGAACUCCAGUUUGUUAUUCACAACGUUCUUAGAUUUCAUCCUCCAAAACGCUUUCAUGAGUCGAUGUUGGCUGAAGGUAUUUAACAGGCAUUUCUAUGACCUGUCCCUGGUUCCUUUUUAACCGGCACCGAUUUUUCAAUAGCGCCUCCCGCUUCUCCGCACUUUUAGUCCAGCAACUCCCACUUUUUGCAUUGAUCACGCUCUUCAGGACCUGUCUAGAUCCCCUGACAUUAGGUAUUGGUAACGGCCAAGAAGUAUUGACAUGCAAACUAGGUCCGCACUUGCAAACCGGCUUCUACAACUUACAGCAGCUAGCCUUGUCGUCCACGGGAGACACUCUAGCGUACGAUGGACUAAGACGUCCAGACCGUUUCCCAAGACGCUUUUCCAAGCAAUGUCAUAGCCAUCGCUCACUGGGCAACGUUCCAUGUCAAAACCAAGUCGCCGCACUACGCAUCGUCGUUGACGUGGUGGGAAAGCAAAGCACAACCCGAGGUACUUGCACGCCAUCGGCAAGAACUCAUUGUGUCCGUUCGCUUGCCGACUGCUCGCUAUCGACGUCUGAGGUCUGGGAUUCUAUCAUGAUGAUCGACGCCGUUCGGGACUUUUCCUCUUGUCCAAUCUCCACUAAGCCCUCCGCAUGCUCGUGGCCCCGCAUGCCACGCGCGCCCAAGAGCCAACUUCAACCCUGUACCAUCCUAAAGGCGCGUUCUUUGUAGCGCUAGUAGUCAAGGCUUCUUGCAGGUGUCUGGACUAUGUCUGCGAGGUCUGCCGUUUUUUCUUCACGCCAAGUUCCGCUCCGAGUGAAACAUUUAGCCACGCGCCUGAACGUCUCCUGCCAAGGCCGUUACCCAGUCCGAUUCGCCGUCCUCAGUCUGGUGCAAUCCGCGUCAUCCCAAGGGGCUCAUCGCUGGCGUCUCCCAAGAAACAUCUACAUGUCCACAAG
Molecule: messenger RNA, 1015 nt
Organism: Dothidotthia symphoricarpi CBS 119687
Lineage: Eukaryota; Fungi; Ascomycota; Dothideomycetes; Pleosporales; Dothidotthiaceae
Exons: 1
Coding region: 165-788 (207 amino acids)
Source: RefSeq, a predicted model, not a curated record